Molecule: messenger RNA, 3468 nt
Organism: Cladophialophora yegresii CBS 114405
Lineage: Eukaryota; Fungi; Ascomycota; Eurotiomycetes; Chaetothyriales; Herpotrichiellaceae
Exons: 3
Coding region: 1-3468 (1155 amino acids)
Biological process (GO): response to oxidative stress
Molecular function (GO): monooxygenase activity; iron ion binding; oxidoreductase activity, acting on paired donors, with incorporation or reduction of molecular oxygen
Source: RefSeq, a predicted model, not a curated record
AUGGUGCGGAAAAGGAAACUCUCCUCGACGUCUAUCAGCGCCAUGAACGGCUCGCGCGAUCAUCCGUCCGACCUGGACCCUGUUCAUACAGAGUUCAAGAUCACGAGCACCAUCAAAGGCUUCUUCGAAAGCAUUGCGGGCUCAGGCCCGGAUCCGACAAACACGGUAAUCAAUGGGGCAACCGUACAGUCGAAGCCACUUCUGGCAAGAGUGCUUGCCGACAUUGCGUCUCAAGCGCCUCGCAUAGGAGAGAAUCUGGGACUGAUCCAUUCCUUGGUCGACACUACGCUCUUCGAUGGCGGUCUUGUUGACGAUCGGCAAUAUCAGAUGGAGAAGAUUCUACAGUUGGCGGCCUCGUUACCGCCCGGGUCAAAGUCUCUUGACGACCUGACUGACAAGUUCAUCAAAUUGUUGUGGGAGAAUUUGGAGCAUCCUCCACUGUCAUACCAGGGAGACGAGUACAAAUUCCGUACAGCAGACGGCUCCAACAACAAUAUCAUGUACCCACACCUCGGCAAAGCCGGCUCAUAUUAUGCCAGGACCGUCACUCCACAGACACUGCAACCGGGUGUCCUCCCGGAUCCUGGUGUGAUCUUCGAUGCGAUCUUCGCGCGUGGUGAGGAGCCCAGAGAGCACCCGAAUAAGAUUUCUAGUAUGCUGUUCUACCUUGCAACGAUCAUCAUCCACGACUGCUUCCACACGGACGAUGCCCAGUCCGGGAAGGUCAAAACGUCAUCUUAUCUCGACUUGGCUCCCCUGUACGGCAGUAGCCAGGAGGAACAGAAUCAGAUAAGAACGUUCAAGGACGGUCUCUUGAAACCGGACACAUUCUCGGAGAAGAGGAUCCUCGGCUUUCCCCCUGGAGUUGCCGCCAUUGUAGUCUGCUUCAAUCGGUUCCACAACUAUGUAGCCAUGCAGCUCAAGGAGAUCAACGAAGGAGGCCGAUUCCGCGCCCCUAAGAGCGACCAGGACAAGGUUGGUCUCGCGAAGCUGGACAAUGACCUCUUUCAGACGGCCCGACUAGUCACUUGCGGGCUAUAUGUCAAUAUCAUCCUCAACGACUAUGUGAGAACCAUCCUCAACCUGAACCGGACUAAUUCGACCUGGACGCUUGAUCCCCGCAAGAACUUCUCCGACGUUUUCGACAGCGCUGGCGUCCCCUCGGGCGUCGGCAAUCAAGUCAGCGUCGAAUUCAACUUGGUGUACCGAUGGCACUCUGCGAUCAGUAUCAAGGACGAGAAAUGGACUAACGAUCUGUAUCAGUCGUUGUUCCCCGGCAGAGAUGUCGCUUCUGUGACUCAGUGGGAGUUGUUGCCAAGGUUGAAGCAGUGGCUCGAUGAGCGUGGAUCAGACCCUUCCAAAUGGCAACUUGACUCAGGAAAGUACAAGAGAACUGCGAAUGGCGCCUUCCGGGACGAAGAUCUCGUCGAAAUCUUGACCCAGUCGACCGAAGAUGUCGCCUGCGCGUUCGGGCCGAGAAAUGUACCAUUGGUGAUGAAGCUGAUUGAUGUCCUGGGUAUUCAGCAAGCACGAGCCUGGAACGUGGCGACCCUCAAUGAGUUCAGGAAGUUCUUCAAGCUUCAGCCUCACAAGACUUUCUCAGACAUUACCAGAAACGAGGAGGUGGCGCGAUCGUUGAAGGCUCUCUAUCAGCACCCAGACUACGUUGAACUGUACCCGGGAAUUGUUGCUGAAGAUGCGAAGGAUCCUUUGGAGCCCGGGUCUGGUCUAUGCCCCGGCUACACCAUUUCUAGGACCAUCCUGGCCGAUGCCGUGGCGCUGACCAGGGGAGAUCGAUUCUAUACAGUCGACUACACGCCUGCAAACUUGACCAAUUGGGGCUGGUCCCAGGUCAAGUCCGAUCCCUCGGUGGCCCAAGGAGGAUGCUUCUACACUUUGCUCAUGCGAGCCUUGCCAUUCUACUACCGUGGGAACUCGGUUUACGCCAUGUUUCCCCUGACAGUGCCCGAAGAGAACCGAAAGAUCUUGACGAGGCUGGGCGUGGACCACGACUACAACUUCGACCCGCCAUCGUACGUCGGAGUGCCUACAUCGAUUCGUUCCUGGAAGGCGGUCACGGACAUCCUCGCAGACCAGGGUGGCUUCUCCGUCCCUUGGGGUCCUCACACAUACUACCUCACCCAUCACGACUACAUGCUCAGUGGAGACAGUGAGGCCAAUGCGACGCAGCGCAAAGAAACCCAAAGCGCAAUGAACUGCCCUGUUAACGGGCUUGCCCAGGUUCAGAAGUUUUACGAAGACCUGACGACACAGCUCGUCGUGGCACGAUCGGAGCGACUUAGAGGGGAAUGGUACCAACUCGAUGCUUGCCGGGAUGUCGGUAACCCCUCGCAUGCCAUCUUCGUUGCCCGCAUGUUCCAUCUCCCACUUAAGAAGCGCGGGGAUCUGAACCCUAUCGCAGUCGAGGUUGAUCAGCUGUACCUCGCGUUGUCCAUCAUGUUCGCUUAUGUUUUCUUGGAUCUCGACACGGCCAGCUCGUUCAAGCUACGUGCUGGUGCGAAGACCGCCAACGAGCAGCUCUCGAAACUGGUCAAGAUUGUGUGCGAAGCUGUUAAGGUAGGUGGCAUGCUUCGCCUCGGUGACAUCUUCUCGACAGGCAUUGCUGGCGAGCUUUUGGAAGACUAUGGUGUUCACUUUCUGAAGCGGCUGUUCGAAGGCGGCAAAUCGGUCGAUGUAGUGGUGUCGACCAUCAUCCCCACUGCCGCUGCCGCCGUUGCUACCCAGGCCCAGCAUUUCACCCAGAUGCUGGACAUCUACCUGUCUCCCGAACACAGCGAGCAUUGGCCGGAGAUCCAAAGGUGUGCCUGGUCGAACAAUCCAGCCGACUUUGACAAGCUGAAAGGCUACGCGCUCGAAGCCAAUCGUCUGGCGCCGGCGGCAUUCGGACUCCUCCGCAAAGCAAACAUCGACACCACCAUUGUCGACAACGGGCAGAAGGUCAAAGUCGAGUCGGGCGACCAGAUCUACGUCGACUUCAUCACUGCCGGUCUGGACGAGACCGUCUUUCCUAAUCCGCGCACGAUCGAUCCGACCCGGGAUCGAUCGCUCUACGUCCAUCAAGGUCACGGGCCUCACUCCUGUCUCGGUCGACCGAUGGUCGAAGUGGCCAUGGCGGCGCAGCUGAAAGUCUUUGCCAAACUCAAGAACCUCCGACGAGCGCCAGGCCCGCAAGGUCAACUCAAGAAAACCAUUCCAGCUCCUAAUCCCACGAGCAGCGAUCCAAAGGCCAAUCCGGGUAGGAUUGAGGUCUUCAUGUUGGAGGACUGGAGUUCGUGGUAUCCCUUCCCGACCACGUUGAAAGUUCACCACGAGGGCCUGUGGCGCGAGCAGCCUGACCAACUUGCCGGGCAGACCGGCGUCCCCGGCAUACAGGAGGACAUCCUGGACAGCGACAUGGCCGAGACGAAUGGACUGAAUGGGGACUAUGUCGAGGCCGACACGGCCUAA